AUGCCUGCCCCCGGCCGGCAAGGGGGGGGGGCCCCUCAGGGGCCCUCUUUGAAUGCCUUAGCCCUCCAAGAAGAGUUGGAUGUGCGGGAGCAAAUAAACAAAAAGCUGAAAGAGGCCCUGGAGGAGAAGGCGAGGGAGACAGAUGAGCAGCGGACAUUCUUCUUAGAGAUGGAGACACUUUUGUCACGCUUUGUCUCUUCGUCUUCGUCUCCUUCUCACCAACAAGAAGAAGACAAGAAGAGCCUCACAGGGACUGUCUCCGCCGCCAUACGCAAACUCCUUGCUGCCCUCGAUCAUGCACAAGAACAACUGCAACAAGCGUCUGAGUGCAUGCAGCAGCUGCAGCAGGAGAAGCAGCAAACGGAGGAGCAGCUAGCUCGGACGCGUUUGUCUCUGCAUGCAGCAGAGAGAGAGUGCUUGCGGUUGCAGCAGUUAGAUAAACAAAGAGAAACCCUCGCCCUACAGGCACAGGCCCAGCAGCGUACGUUGAAGCAGCAGGCGCUUCUCAUUGAUGGCCUCAAGCAGCGCUGCAGCACUCUGGAGGCGGAGAGGUAA
Molecule: messenger RNA, 555 nt
Organism: Eimeria acervulina
Lineage: Eukaryota; Apicomplexa; Conoidasida; Eucoccidiorida; Eimeriidae
Exons: 6
Coding region: 1-555 (184 amino acids)
Source: RefSeq, a predicted model, not a curated record